CCUGGCUACACAACCGUGUCCCGAGCGAGGGCAGAAGUCCUCGCAGCGGGGCUUGCGGUGCGUGUAGGUGGGAGCGUCGGGGGUGCUGGAUUCCUCCGCUCGGGGCUGCGUCUUCCUCGGCGGGGGGCUGCUUCCCCCCCCCUCCCCGCUCCGCGCUCCUCCUCGGCCGCCUGACUGCCCACCUGAGGCCUGCGCGCCCUCCGACCCUCACGGUUUGAAAAAGAUGUAUUUGUUUGUCAAAGCCGAAUCUAGAACCCAGCUUUCGGGACCUGCUGUUACUCUCGGGGAGCUGAGAAACGCCAGUCAGUGACCCGGACGCCGGCUGGGGUGCUGCUGGUGGCCGGGGAGCCGCAGGGCCUAGCUGGCGGCCUCCGAGCUGCGGCAAGGUCACCAGGGCGUUUUUCGAGCUAGGUGUAAACAUGUGCUUUUCUGAGUAAAUGUAUUAUCAAAGCAAGUUUUAUCUGCCUAAAUAUGGGGAAGGGGCAAGAAUCGCCGCUGGUUUUCCUCAUGAAAACCUGGAGCUGGAGUUGGAGAAGGUGGCUCAGUGCAUCCCACCGCCAGCGAAGGUGGGGGUCCCGCGCCGCCUUCUCCACUGCCCUUCUCGGCCUCCGCCGAGCUGGUGCGGGUCAUUGCGCUAUCAGAAAAAUGACUCCUUUCUUCUUGUCGUCUUCUGCCGGCUUAAUGAUCUAAAUAAACUUCCUCAGUGGGCAGCUCAGUACCUGGAAGAAGAGGAGAGAGAGACCAUUUUUUCGUCAGGAAAAAGUCACUAGAUGUCAGGAGAUCAGCACGUUGAUAGCUCUACUCAAGAGGGAGGUGAUGAAGAUCACGGUGAUGUAGUUGAUGCAAAGCCAGACAGAAGCAGCAGAUUCUCACUUUUGGGAAAAAAAAAGAAGAAUGGAGAAGAAGAACAGCCAAAGUCCUCUCUCAGUAAUCAGUACCGAAUUGUUACGCCCACAUUCCAGUAUAAUAUGGACUACAAGAAAGUUGGCAAAUGUAUUAUUAUAAACAACAAAAAUUUUGAAGACAAAACAGGAAUGGGUACACGCAAUGGCACUGAUAAAGAUGCUGGAGAUCUAGCUAAGAGUUUUAGAAACUUAGGUUUUGACGUUUGCAUAUACAAUGACCGAAGCCGUGAUGAUAUGGAAAAAUUACUGAAGCAAGCUGCUGAGGAGAAUCACAGUGAUGCUGCUUGUUUUGCCUGUAUCCUUCUAAGCCAUGGGGAGGAAGGCCUCAUCUAUGGCACUGAUGGACCCAUGGCUAUCAAGAGUUUGACUGCGCUAUUCAGAGGAGACAAGUGUAAAAGCCUUAUAGGCAAACCCAAAUUAUUUUUCAUUCAGGCAUGCAGAGGCUCUGAAUUUGAUGAAGGUAUACAAACUGACUCUGGACCUGCAAAUGACACUCUGGAAACAGAUGCCAAUCCGAGAUACAAAAUCCCAGUAGAAGCAGAUUUUCUGUUUGCAUAUUCCACAGUGCCAGGUUAUUACUCCUGGAGGAAUCCUGGAAGAGGCUCCUGGUUUGUGCAGUCUCUGUGCUCUGUACUAAAUGAGCAUGGAAAACAACUUGAGAUCAUGCAGAUCCUCACACGGGUCAACUAUGUGGUUGCCACAAAUUUUGAAUCACAGUCUGAUGAUCCACGCUUCAGUGAGAAGAAGCAGAUUCCCUGCGUGGUCUCUAUGCUCACUAAGGAACUUUACUUCUGAAAGUGUAUUUUAAGGCAGCCAGUGAUGAAAGAUCAGGAUAUGGUUUGGGGUAGAGAUUUGAUAUAAACUGGAGUAACACAUUCUUAAUAACAGAAAUGUAAUUACACUAGAUUUUUAUAUUGUAUAAGCUGGGGUAUCUGAGGGAUGGACAAUAUGCAAGAUUUUAAAAAGAAAUAAAUGCUGUGGGCCAGCCUGACAGCUAAUACUAAUUACUGUAUCUUGAUUUCCCUUAGUGUGGCUGUCAUGAUUUAUGGCUACUGAAGAUGUUCUGAGAGUCAGCUACCUGACCCAUAAAGGUUUAUUCCAGAAAACAGACUGUAAAUUAAGAACAAAAAAAUUUAAUUGUGAGACUCCAUCUUUUCUUUCACUGCUAGCUCAUGGAACUAUAACUUCCUCGGAAAUUUGCAAAGACCAUCAUAUUAUGGGUAUGUCCAGUGAUGAAACAGUUUGUAGCUAUUUAAAAGGGUGUUUCUUAGUCUAAUAUAUUUCCUUUUUAUGAACAUCAUUAAUAAAGACUAAUGGUUGCUCUGUGCUUAAUCUGGAAGUCAAUUUACUUAGGUAUCACUCUAGCAUAAGAUGAAUAAUUAAAAAAUCAAUAUUUGUAGAUUAUUUGCCUGAGUAGUAUGGAAAUGUAACAAAUAUAGAAAAAUUAAAAUGAAAAUCUUUGUAAAAGAUUGGCAAACUGUAAUUGGAUGAUGCCUUAUUAAAGUGCCAUUGUAAAGAUUUUUGCCUUGCAAAUGACAAUUAACUGACAGAACAGCCUGAAACAGUGGUAUUGCAGUUUUUCUGCUUGCAGAAAUAAAAAUGUCUGCUUGUUGAUUCAGAAGUUUUGAACCAACAGAAAGUUAAUGCCACGGCUUUGUUAUAAAACAUUAAAAAUUAAUGUUGAAAUCAUAGAAUUAUAUGUUCCAGUAACAAAUGUAUGUUUAGAUAUAGCUUCUAUUUGUGAGGAAUUUUGCCAAGACUGGAAAUACUUACUUGAAUCAGAAACCAGAAGUGCCUUUUUAGUUACUGCACAGUCUUGAUUUUGUAUUUUGGAGCUAUGUUGGUGAUGUUUAUAUUCCUACUUUUUAUAUUCUCUUUAAAGUUGGU
Haliaeetus leucocephalus (bald eagle) is the source of this 2792-nucleotide messenger RNA. It is a transcript of the gene CASP7, whose product is annotated as caspase 7, apoptosis-related cysteine peptidase. Gene Ontology annotation, cellular component: cytoplasm. The transcript is spliced from 7 exons. The coding region runs from base 771 to 1700 and encodes 309 amino acids. Lineage: Eukaryota; Metazoa; Chordata; Aves; Accipitriformes; Accipitridae. Gene Ontology annotation, biological process: apoptotic process; proteolysis. The record is from RefSeq and is a predicted model, not a curated record.